AUCGCAACCGCACAUCACAAGCUACAUUCAUUUGACAAAGUUAUUUAUUAUUCAUCAUAUUCAGUAAUAUAUAAUCAUAUAGCGCACAGAUCGGCAAAAAAUAACUGCUACAAGUUUACCUUCGUAACUCUUACUCAAUGGAAAACGAAGGUCGUCGUAAGAAACUCGAGUAUUCUUGGAUACCAAAUCAUAUACUGAUACCAGUUGAUUCUUAAUAUUAUACCACUGAAUUUAACUUUUGAGUGCAUACGUAUUGAUGAUUAGAACAUGAAUCCCAUAAAGUCAGCAAAAUCCUUGACAUUGACACUUUCAUUAAACUAAAUAAACUGACAGCCGGUGAAGUGUCCAUACUUAUUUUAUAAUACAAAUACGCAUCGUAUUUGUUAGUAGAUCAAUUUUUGUACUUAAACUAAGUUCAACAGCGACAAUAAAAUGGGGGUGGUUUUGUUAACUUUCCAAAUGUUCUUUUUUACUUUGGUGCUGGUGCUGUUUAUCAUGCUUGUGCCAGGAAUACCUCCGCAUUACAAAUUUGAGGCCUACUCACUUAGACCUCCACGAAAAAUGGAAGGGAAAUUGACACCAAAUGAUAUUUUGGACCGAGCGGAACUCGUGGUUGAAGGGAAGUUUAUAGGACCUGAGUCGGUGGCAGUCUUGGGAGAUUUUGUCUACACAGGAGUUCAUGGAGGAGGCAUUAUCAGGGUUGAUGCUAAAGGCGACUGGAAAAAAGUGGCUCAAAUUGAAGGGGAAUGUGAUGAUAAUUGGAAAUCGCCUUGUCCCAGACCAUUGGGGUUGAGAUUUGCCAAAGAUGGAAAGCUGAUUGUUGCUGAUGGAUAUAAGGGUCUCGUAGAAGUUGAUGUCAAUUCGGGAGCAAAUAAGGUUAUUUUGCCGUUCGGAACAAUAAUGGAUUAUGAUCAACUUCCGAUAAAUUUUGUGGACGACUUGGAUAUUGACCGCGACGGGGUCAUUUACUUUUCUGAUGCAAGCCAAGUUUCCACCAUGGGAAAUAUUUUUCCCGAAGCCUUUGGCGAACCGACUGGUCGUUUGAUAAAGUUUGACCCAAAAACCAAAAAGACUGAAGUCUUAAUUAACAGACUACAUUUCGCUAAUGGUGUUCAAUUAUCGAGGAAAGAGGAUUUUGUAGUCGUUUGCGAAUCUGUCAGAUCUCGGGUCUGGAAGUACCAUCUUCAAGGGCCCAAAAAAGGAACAAAAGAAGUGUUUAUUGAGGGUCUCCCAGGAAUAUGUGACAAUAUCAGGUCCAAUGGAAAAGGGGGAUUUUAUAUCAGUUUGGUUACACCAGAUAAUGAAGAAACUCCAAAUUCUAUGCGACAAUUCAUGGCUAUUCCUGCAGUAAAGAAGUUGAUCCUCCGUGUACAAUAUCUGCUACGGGCAUCGCUUGAGCUCAUUGACAGCUAUUUUUCAAACCCAUUAACAAAAAUUGCACACAGCUACGUAUGUCAUUUGGGACCGUUUGGUGAUACGAAAUACAUGCCAUCAAAAGUUAUCAUUGUGGACAUUGAAGAAUCCGGCAACAUUUUAGGAAGCUUGCAGACUAAAAAUGGUCAAAUGGCCUUCAUCAGCGAAAUUGGGCUGGGUGGAAAAUUUACAUACUUUGGAAGCCCAUACACUGACAAGUUAUGGCGAAUUAAGACUGAAUAUCUUGUCUAGAAAAUAAAGUUAAUUCUGAAUCAUGCAA
Molecule: messenger RNA, 1693 nt
Organism: Folsomia candida
Lineage: Eukaryota; Metazoa; Arthropoda; Collembola; Entomobryomorpha; Isotomidae
Product: adipocyte plasma membrane-associated protein
Exons: 12
Coding region: 433-1665 (410 amino acids)
Biological process (GO): biosynthetic process
Molecular function (GO): strictosidine synthase activity
Source: RefSeq, a predicted model, not a curated record